This is a messenger RNA of Nannizzia gypsea CBS 118893, 393 nucleotides long. Its product is annotated as 40S ribosomal protein S22. Gene Ontology annotation, molecular function: structural constituent of ribosome. Gene Ontology annotation, biological process: translation. Gene Ontology annotation, cellular component: ribosome; cytosolic small ribosomal subunit. The transcript is spliced from 3 exons. NCBI's taxonomy places the organism in Eukaryota, Fungi, Ascomycota, Eurotiomycetes, Onygenales, Arthrodermataceae. Bases 1 to 393 code for a protein of 130 amino acids. The record is from RefSeq and is a predicted model, not a curated record.
AUGGUCAAGACUAGUGUUCUGAACGAUGCGCUCAACGCCAUCAACAACGCCGAGAAGGCCGGCAAGCGUCAGGUCCUCAUCAGACCCAGCUCCAAGGUCAUCGUCAAGUUCUUGUCCGUCAUGCAGAAGCACGGCUAUAUUGGUGAAUUCGAGGAGGUUGACGACCACCGUUCCGGCAAGAUUGUCAUCCAGCUCAACGGCCGCCUGAACAAGACCGGUGUCAUCUCUCCCCGCUACAACGUUCAGCUCCGUGAGCUCGAGAAGUGGGUUGUCCGUCUGCUGCCAUCUCGUCAGUUCGGAUACAUCGUCCUCACCACCUCUGCCGGUAUCAUGGACCACGAGGAGGCCCGUCGCAAGCACGUUGCCGGAAAGAUCAUCGGUUUCUUCUACUAG